CCCUCUUCUUUUUGUUAUUCGAUGUACAGGUUUGGAGUUGCUGGAUCUGUGGGUAUUGAUCACCAACAUUCCUCAGCAGUGUGUGUUACAUGCAAUACGGAUUACAUGACUGUCAGCUUGCAACAGGACAGUUAUAAAAUCUCAUUCAUUGACUAACACAGGCAUCAUUCAGGAGUGCGUGUUGAUCAGCAGUGGCACGACAUCGCCUCCUGAGGAUGCUGAAUCUUUGCUGCAGCCUCUUCCUCCGAGAAGACAAAAGGCGGUCUACCUGUAAGACUCUCGUGUUUGGAUUCACAUUGAUAUUCAUCCUCCACUGGCUCGUUAAAUUCGAACAAAUUCGAGAACAUGGAGACUUUGCUGACCUCUCAAUCCCAAUCUCCGAUGACUUCGUACCACUCGGUAUCAAAGAAAUGGAAACUUUUCCCGUCAGUGGCCAACCUCGAUUUCCAAAAAUCAUCCAUCAGACAUGGAGGGAUACCCAAAUACCCCGGAAGUUUGAAAAAUGGGUGAGAACCUGGCAACGUAACCACCCAGGAUGGACGUACAUUCUGUGGACUGAUGAGAGUGCACGGCAACUCAUUUCCGAUAAGUAUCCUUCCUUUCUUCCAGUGUUUGACAGCUACUCGGAAGGAAUUCGUAGAGCAGACGCAUUACGUUACUUCAUUCUGUAUGAGUACGGGGGAGUUUAUGCGGACAUGGAUCUAGAGAGUUUAAAACCGUUAAAUCCAAUCACCUUCAAGUAUUCAUGUAUCCUUGCACAGGAACCAUACGAACAUUCCAUUCUUGAUUCCAACUUCGAACAUCUAAUCAUCAAUGCCUUUAUCGCGUGUCGUAAGGGACAUCCAUUUUUGAAAAUGGUCAUUGAUUAUCUCCCUUCUUUCUCCCACAUGUGGAACGUUCUGGAUUCUACUGGUCCCCAUUUUAUGACGUUUGCAUAUCGGCAGUUUCUAAGCGCACACCAUUAUCCUGAUAAUCACAUGGAUGGAACAUACCUGGCACCAGCGGAAUACUUCUUCCCCUCCAUAGAUCCAGCCAAACAUUUCUGGAUGAGACAGCAGUGUGUCAACUUUGAUAAGAUCAGCACCUUGCAGAAGAAGGCUUGCAUGCAUCUUAAACUGAAAGGUGUUGAAAGAUCGGACAAAUAUGCGUUUACUACUCAUCACUGGAUCCACACCUAUCUUAACUUCAAGUUAUCCCUGAAGGGACCGGUAGAUAUUCAUGUGUUGGUACCAGGCGCUCAGAUAUACCCACAUAUCACUCUCGCACACUGAUCGGCGGCAAUCAAAAUCGGUCAAACGUACAAUCAUGACUUCUGAGUGUUGUCUGUUUUAUUCAUGUGAAUAAUCCCAGGGAUCUCAAUUAAAUGCUGGAAAUCGAUUAUGAAGUUGAUACUUUUUAAGCAGGGAAUUCUACCAAUUAGUAUCUUUGCAAUUAAACGCAAUGGAUAAAGAGUGAAAGAAAUGUAUGUCUUGUGUAACAGACUGAAACAUUCCCCCCUGGCCAUGUCUUCCCUGGGGAAGUAAUAGCCUAGGCCUGUUCCUCCACACCCCUGAACAUCCCCCACCUCAAUCCAGGGGUGUUAAGAACUGGGGAAGGUUCAGCCCACGCCAGUUCUAUCUAGUAAUGGAUCAGUUCUUUUCUACUUUUCAUUCUUUCCUAUUUUUCAAACAUCUAUUGACAUGGGGAAACAAUUUUACGGGGCCAUGUCUCAACCUUCAGGAUCUGGCUAUGGGUUGGGGCAGAACUGGCCCAGGCCAAACCUUUCCCGUGGAAGAACUGUCCAGGAUAUGAUUCAGCCUGGUAACUGAGGGUAUUAUCGAGAAAUAUGGUAUACCUCAUCCCAUGUUUGCUGUAAAAGGCGACUAUGCUUGUUGUUAGAGGCAACUAAUGGGAUCGGGUGGUCAGGCUCGCUGACUUGGUUGGUGCAUGUCAUUGAUUGAGUCAGCAUUUCUUAGACAGACAGAUUGUGAUGUCAUCGUCUACUGUUAUGUCUUUGAAUGAGUGCAUGAGUUGGGAUUAAUGAUGCUUCUUGCAAUAUUCCAGUAAUAACAACUUAGGAUUUAAACAUUGUACCCAUGUGGGGAAUCAAACCAUUGGUCUUAGGCAAGUCAGCACUAGGCUAAUCAAUGCCCAGAAACAAUACCUAGUGGACUGAGAAUGGAUAAUAAUCUCUGUGUGUGUGUGUUUGUGUGAACCAUUGUUAACAUGGCUGGGGACCAACCAAUCAUAGGAAUUUCAUCGUCACAGUUUUUAAACAGAUUUACCAUGGGUAGUUUCAUUCUUGUAAUACAUACCGGGACUUCCUGUAUUUAAGCCCUGGGUGGUGUGCUUUAAAAGAUGUAAAAGACAGGCAGCGGUAACUCACUUUCAUACAGUGUACUAGUCAUGGAUGUUGGUUUUGUGAACCGUUCUCUAAUUGGACUAUUGAUUUUUAGCACAGGAACGUGGGCUUGAUGUGGCAAGGGUGGAAACAAGACUUUGAUAAAAUGGGUCCGACAUGGCCGCUAGUUGGUUAGUUGGAGACGAUUGAAGUUCCAGCAGGACAAGGACUCGUAGUUGUCACCUCUCUUUCCACAUUAACCACUUGUGAUAACCAUGGGCUGUGGCCAAGUUGGAUACGAUCAAUGGUGUCUAUCUGUCAUGCUGAAUGGAACCAGUUGUUUUAUUCCUUUUGUCAGAAUAAUAUAUAUUUAUUUGAUUGUUUUGAUAAAUGCUCACCUAAUGAAAUGUCAGUUGGUUGCGUGGUGCUCGGAAGAUACCUAGGAUCAUCACUAUUUGAUAGUUAUUCAUAAAUACAUGUUUUUGGUAUAGUCAGAAUCGUACAGUUUCUUAAGAUUAUUGAAAGGGUUUUGUCACAUUUAUUUAACACCCAAUUCAUAAUCUUGCAAAAAUGUUUAUGAAGAAUGCAUUUGCUGCUGUUUGUUUAGACUGAGGAGACAACCAGUGUAUAGAUAAUCAAACAGUUGUUGUUUUCAUGCUCUGGUCUACAUGUUUGUAUGGUGUUUUUAUGUUCUGAUGUUGAAAUCAAUUUCUGUGUUUUGUUUCCUGAGCAGAAGGAAUCUAGCUGAAUAAACCUCAAAAGCCAAA
Molecule: messenger RNA, 3087 nt
Organism: Haliotis rufescens (red abalone)
Lineage: Eukaryota; Metazoa; Mollusca; Gastropoda; Lepetellida; Haliotidae
Product: inositol phosphoceramide mannosyltransferase 1-like
Exons: 2
Coding region: 216-1271 (351 amino acids)
Biological process (GO): mannosyl-inositol phosphorylceramide biosynthetic process
Molecular function (GO): mannosyltransferase activity
Source: RefSeq, a predicted model, not a curated record